Messenger RNA from Rodentolepis nana, 573 nucleotides. The record is from the annotation of a GenBank genome assembly. Lineage: Eukaryota; Metazoa; Platyhelminthes; Cestoda; Cyclophyllidea; Hymenolepididae.
AUGUCUCCGGACAAAAAGAUCCAAAUACAGAAAAUCCUACAAACCUAUGAUGUAGACAUUUUCACAAUUAUGGAAGCAAACAUUUUGGAUGAAAAACUGAAGUACUACCAAUUUCAAGGUUACACCCUGUACCCUCUACCUAAAUACCGGCAAGUUGCAAGUGAGAUUCUAACUGGAGUAAAAGAAGGCCUCACCUCACACAAUGAUCUAAUCAAGAGUAUGGUCUCGACACAAGACAUAUGUGAAAUAAUCAGAUUAAAUGUUUGGAAAUGUCAAAACCACUUCAAGGUAUAUNGCAGAGAAUGUGGAAAAACAUUUAGAAGUCAAUCACAUUUAACUAUCCAUAUGCGUACCCAUAGUGAAGAAAGGCCCUUCGAAUGUGGAGUAUGCAAACAAGGAUUCAAAUGGAAAUAUGAUUUGACUGUGCAUUUACCAUACACAUGUGGUGUAUGUAAUAAAGGAUUUGCAGAUAAAUCAAAUUUGAAUAGACACGUCCGUGUUCAUGCAGGUGAAAGACCAUAUACAUGUGGUGAAUGUAAAAAAGGAUUUGCAGAUAAAUCGCAUUUGAAUUGA